Messenger RNA from Vigna umbellata (rice bean), 1327 nucleotides. RefSeq lists its product as uncharacterized. The record is from RefSeq and is a predicted model, not a curated record. NCBI's taxonomy places the organism in Eukaryota, Viridiplantae, Streptophyta, Magnoliopsida, Fabales, Fabaceae.
UAACGUGAACACAGCCUCAGCCUCUUCUUCUCCCCACAAGAGACGCAACCAAGCUUUCUCCUUCACCUACUCCCUCAUCCACCGCGACCACAGGCGCCUCCGCCUCAGUUCGCUGGUCGUCGCCGCUGCCAAACCCUAGCUGGUUCAUGUCCUCCUCGACGACCCUAGGCCACCGCCAGACCCUCACCGCGCGUCUACAGCCAUCCCUCGCCGGAGUCUUGAUCACCUUCAUCGGAGCUGGAACCACUUGCUAGUCGUCGUAGAUCUCGUCCUGGAAGCUUCCUAUCUCGAGCUCGCCGAGGUUGCAGAGGACUACCUUAGCCACUGCCUUGGGCCGCCGCAGCUAUCUCCGGCGAAGCUUCUCAGAGCUGUGGCCCAAUUGCAGGAUAUAGUUACGAACACAGCACAUAGGGUUUAUUGUGUUGUGUUGAAAUAUGGAGGGUGCUCGACGACUACAGGGACAAUCUAUAGCAGUUUUCAAUGAAGGAAUUGGAUUACUCCUUUUCCGCUGGUCGGCUCUUCAAACUGCUGUCGAGAACGAAUGGGGUGGCCGUGAGUCCCGUGUCAAAGCCGAUCAACUUGUCACUGAUAUUCUUUCGUGGUUCACUCAAUUCAAAGAGCCACUGUACAUUGAUGACUUAGAAGACAUACUGGAUCAAGGUAUGCUUUCUCUCAAUGUGGAGGUCGAAGAUGGCAGUAUUGAAGAGGUAGCUGAGAAAUUAAUGGUUAUGCAUGAAGAAUUCUUGGACGGAAAUUUUAGUUCUUUUGAAAAUCUUAGGAAAGCCAAUCUCGAGCAAGCAACUCGUCCUCACACAGCGCAGAUUGUAAAUGAUGGUGAAGAUGACAGUGACGAAAAUGGUGGUGAUGAAACCAUGAGUAUAGAUCGUAAUUCUUCAAGCAUGAAUACGGAGAUUCCGAGAUCUUAUUCAAACAAUAAUUCAGUUAAUGAGCCCCGGCCGAAUGUUUCAGGCGGAGCAGAUGAUGGAUGGGCUGUAGUUUCAAACAGAAGAAAUAAGGGGAGGAAAAAUUAGAUAAAAAAAUAUCUAUUUUUUUUUUCAAAGUUUUGUUUCAAGCGGGGGGUAGUCCUUAUACUUUUUGAGGUUUUGCAGAAUAUCUUAAGGAUUUAGAAAAAAUAGUUAUCCCGGUUAUAUGCAUUGGAAAAUCGUACAUUAUGUUUUAUACAUUUUUUUUGCCUUGUGCUUUCAUUUUAUGUAUGUAGUUUAUGUAUUCAUAUGGGUACCUCUCUGUUUGUGUUUCACCAUCUUCACUCCAACGAAACACUUUCUUCUACUCUUCAAUCAAGCCGGGCCAGUUUCCGGAUUUCGUA